This is a messenger RNA of Amaranthus tricolor (Joseph's coat), 1965 nucleotides long. RefSeq names its product ubiquitin carboxyl-terminal hydrolase 6-like. Gene Ontology annotation, molecular function: protein binding; cysteine-type deubiquitinase activity; proteasome binding. The record is from RefSeq and is a predicted model, not a curated record. NCBI's taxonomy places the organism in Eukaryota, Viridiplantae, Streptophyta, Magnoliopsida, Caryophyllales, Amaranthaceae. The coding region runs from base 193 to 1677 and encodes 494 amino acids. The transcript has 18 exons. Gene Ontology annotation, biological process: protein deubiquitination; proteasome-mediated ubiquitin-dependent protein catabolic process; regulation of proteasomal protein catabolic process.
GGAAAAGGCAACUAAACAUGAAGCUAGUGAACUCAAACUCCAUUUCUCGAGUUUUCUAUUAAAUCCGAGUCGACUCGGACUGACUUGAAUCUCGCAGUUCAUUUUCUUGUUAACAUACUCAUUACUCAUAACGAAUUAGCAUACUCUAGGCUUCCUCCCUUCUUCCGACUCAAUCUUUCUCAACCUUCUUCAAUGGCGGAUUCUCAGACUGCCAACGAUGCCGCUCAAACACUACGAGUGAGUGUGAAAUGGCAAAAAAAGGUGUUUCCUGAGAUGGAAAUUGAUACUAGUCAGCCCCCUUAUGUUUUCAAGUGUCAGUUGUAUGAUUUGACAGGAGUCCCACCUGAAAGGCAGAAAAUUAUGGUAAAAGGUGGUUUAUUGAAGGAUGAUGCUGAAUGGGCAUCUGUUGGAGUAAAAGAGGGGCAACGACUGAUGAUGAUGGGGACUGCAGAUGAGAUAGUUAAAGCUCCUGAAAAAGGACCUGUUUUUGUUGAGGAUCUUCCAGAGGAGGAACAAGUGGUCGCUGUGGGUCAUUCUGCUGGUCUUUUUAAUUUAGGAAAUACAUGCUACAUGAACUCCACAAUUCAAUGCUUGCAUUCAGUUCCUGAGUUGAAAUCCGCCUUAUUGGAGUAUUCGCAGUCUGGCCAAAACAAUCAGUUAGAUCAAACUUCUCAUCUCUUGACUGUUGCAACAAAAGAUUUGUUUAGUGAUCUCGAUAAAAAUGUCAAACCAGUGGCUCCUAUGCAAUUCUGGAUGGUAUUGCGUAAAAAGUUCCCUCAGUUUGGCCAGCAGCAUAAUGGUGCUUUUAUGCAACAGGAUGCAGAGGAAUGCUGGACACAGCUCUUGUACACCCUAUCCCAAUCUCUUAGAUCUCCCAGUACAAGUGGGAGUCUCAACUAUGUGAAGCGCCUUUUUGGUAUCGAGCUUGCUAGCAGGGUAAACUGUCAAGAAAGCGGUGAAGAAAGUAUGGAGAUGGAAUCAACGUUUGCUCUAAAAUGUCACAUAUCACAUGAAGUGAACCAUUUGCAUGAGGGGCUAAAGCAUGGUCUGAAAUCUGAGUUAGAAAAGAAUUCACCUGCAUUGGGGCGCAGUGCAAUCUACAUAAAGGAGUCACAUAUCAGUGGUCUACCAAGGUAUUUGACCAUUCAAUUUGUCCGUUUUUUCUGGAAGAGAGAGUCAAAUCAGAAGGCGAAAAUAUUGCGGAAAGUUGAUUACCCUUUAGAGUUGGACGUUUAUGAUUUGUGCUCAGAUGAACUCAAAAAGAAACUAGAAGUUCCCCGUCAGAUUCUAAGAGAUGAAGAGGGUAAAAAAUUGGGUCUCAAACCUAGCAAAAAAAGUUCUGAUAAGGACAAUGAUGUCAAGAUGGUUGAUGCAGAGGGUUCUCUAAACGGGAGUGGAGAGUCUUCUAGUGCAACCUCUCUAGAAGCAGCUCCAUCUGAAAAAGAGAUGCAGUUGACUGGAGUUUACGAUUUAGUCUCCGUAUUAACCCACAAAGGUAGAAGUGCUGAUUCAGGGCACUAUGUUGCUUGGGUGAAGCAAGAGAGUGGAAAGUGGAUAGAAUACGAUGAUGACAAUCCAAUUCCUCAACGAGAAGAAGACAUUGUGAAGCUUUCCGGAGGAGGUGAUUGGCAUAUGGCAUACAUUUGCAUGUACAAGGCCAGAGCUACCCCAAUGUAAUUCUAGUUUGAGUAGAGUCUGAGUCGUGUCAUGUCGUAUCUUAUCAUAAGUUAUAAAUAUCUUUAAUUCACUUGUAUGGAUUUGAUUCAAUGGAGACCGCCGAGGGAACGUUUUUUGGCCACCCUUUUGGUCCAGUGAUGUUAUUGUAACUUUUUCUUUCUCUUCUUUCUGAUUUUACGGAGCUUAAAUUAUAUGCACCGGUGCGCAUGUAUAAUAUAUGCAGACAUACACUAUACGUCUAUAUCAUUGAUCAAUAUUAAUAUAAUCUUCAAGUGUCGUGUGUUGCAA